CUCCCAUCCUGCUGUCCAGGACAGGAGAGGAGCCAGGGACCUGGGUCUGAGACAGGGCAGCCUCAGACCGCACCCCCUCUGCCUGGUUCCCUCCGGUUGAGGUGGGGGGACCGCAAAGGCUUCGGUCUUGUUUUGUGUUUUGAGUGGCGCUGCCCCACAGAACCCUCUGGGAUGCGGUGCAUGUUCUCUAUCUCGGCUGUCUAAUGCAAUAGCCACAUGUUGCUAUUGAGAAUUUGGACUGUGGCUAGUGCAACUGUGGAAGUGAAUUUAAUUCUUUGUUCCUUUAAUUCCGAUCCGUUUUUAACGGCCACUCAGGCUAGCGGCUAGUGCAUCAGUCAGUGCAGUUUUGGAGUCUCUAUCUUCCCAAGCAUCCUUCCUACCUACUCUUCUGAUCUUUUAUCAGAAGCAGCCGAGGUCUGAUAGUCCUCCUGUCCCCCCUGCAGGAGGGGGCAGGGGAGCCCGUUCCUAGGGGCCUGGAAAGGAUGUGACGCACCUCCAAAAGGGCACCACCUUGGCCUUGCGCCUCCUCCCCUUUCAAAGACCCUCUGGCCAUGGGCUGGACAAGGGUCACAGGAUUCUGGAAGGAAAGAAUGUCAGAGGCAGCUUUUUACUACCCAACGGUGCCCAAGGGCCCACUCCACUGAGAGCUCAUGCUUCCUUAUUUGUUCACCCCCCCAAAUUUUGCCAAGCACUGUUCCCUUCUCCGGGGUUCCGUCACCAGAGAGAGAGAGAAUAUACCAAGCCAUAGGUCUGCACAGAAAUGCGCAUAUCUGUAAACUAUGGGGGAUGGUGACAACAAGGAGGGGACUUCCUAGGAUCCGACCAUUCAGAAGCCUCCUCUGAAGAGGGGACAGUUAAGCUAAGACCAGGGUGGAAGUGGAGGCUGGGAAUAUUCUGGAAGAAAGCACAGCUUGAGUGCAGGCCCUGAGGAUGGAACCUGGCCCUCUGGAGGAGCCAAGAAAAGGCAGGAAUAGCUGGAAAGGGAGGGAAGGACAAGUGGCUGCCAGCUCUUAUUUGGCAAAGGAUGCUGGCACUGACCCAGAGCAACAGGCCGUCAUGGAGGGGUUUCAAAGCAGCUCAGUUAUCAAGAGUCCCCUCUGGCUGCUGGAGUUUGGGUGGCUCAGAACCCAAAGGGCCACCAGAAAGCAACCAGCAUAGUCCAGGCAAGAGGAGAAGGGGGCCUAGAUGAGGAAGGUGGCAGAGGCAUGGAGAGAAGGGAUGAGUUGGAGGUAGUUUGUGGAGAUGGAGUCAACAGGCCCUGUGGAUAGAACAGGUCCCGGAUGUGAAAGAGAGGGGGUUUAGGGGGCACGUUUCUGGCCAGAGCACCUGGGCGGGAGGAUGGGCCCUUUCCUGGACUGGGGACAAACGGGGAAAGUCCCAUUUGACAAACCAGGAAGGUGGUUGGACAGAGAGAUGUGGUGUCCAGAGGAGUGGCCCUGACUGGAGUUGUAUGUUUCGGAAUGGCCAGCAGAGAUGGUUCUGAAUGCUCUGGACAGGUUGAGGUUGGGAAGAGGAGGUGGGGAAGACAGCAUAGGCCAAGGAGAGGCUGAUGGGAAAGUGGUGUGUGUGUGUGUGUGUGUGUGUGUUGGAAAGGGAUCUCCGGAGAAAACCCAGUGGCCCCAGAAGCUCAGCUUUGUGCUAACUUCCUUCUAAUGAAAUAAAUGACUGUGGUCUGGCGGGAUCAGUCAUCCUUUGGCAGCCAAUCAGGAGGCCUACGUUUUUGUUCUGGCUCAGCCACAAAUUAUUCACGAGUCCUGAGAGCCACUCUGGCUCCAGGACUCAGUCCCUCCACCCAUAACACGUGGUUGUAUAGGUGGUGCCGGUCUUUCCAGCUCCGAGUUCUGGCAUGCUGCGGCUGUCUGCACUAUAUAAAGCCCUGUCCUGGAAGGUGGGGCUGGGGCUCCCGUACCUCCCCACUUUGGACAGUAUCCUAUGGCCCUUUGCAUGGUCCCGCCCACUCCCAAUAGCCCUUCCCCGCUGGGUUCAGGCCACCUCUGUGGGCAGUGUGAAUCCUCGGUGGACUCCCUAACACACCUCCCUUGUCUCUUUCACCUCCAGUCUGCCACCAGCAGAGCAGGGAUAAACCUUCCUGGCUAAGUUAGAUGGAUGGUCCCCAGCAGCCAGGCGGGCGCCCUUCUCCUGCCUCCCCGCCAACUCCCCUUGUCGAGGGACGUGUGACUCUGUGCAUGGGGGAGGCCGGGAGUGAGAGCAUCGGGGUGGGAGUUGGGGUGCCCUGCCCCUGGAGCAGGAAUGGUGCCCCCGGGGAAGAAACCGGCGGGAGAGGCCUCCAACUCCAACAAGAAGUGCAAGCGUUACUUCAACGAGCACUGGAAGGAGGAGUUCUCCUGGCUGGACUUCGACUACGAGCGGAAGCUGAUGUUCUGCCUCGAGUGCCGCCAGGCCCUGGUCCGGAACAAGCACGGCAAAGCGGAGAACGCCUUCACCGUGGGCACUGACAACUUCCAGCGCCACGCCUUGCUGCGCCACGUGAACUCGGGGGCUCACCGCCGGGCGCUGGCCACGAACCGGGGCCAGCCCACGUUUGAGGGCCAGGCGGAGGACGGAGGGGCCUCCCCGGGCCCGGCGCCCAGCCCUCCCUCCAGGGGCAUCAAGGCGGAGGUGGACCCUGCCAAGGUGGCCGUGCUGACCACGGUGUACUGCAUGGCCAAGGAGAACGUGCCCGACGACCGCUGCUCUGCCCUGCUCCAGCUGCAGAGGUUCAACUUGUGCCAGGCGCUGCUGGGCACGGAGCGUGGCGAUUACUACAGUCCCAGGAGGGUGAGGGACAUGCAGGUGGCCAUCGCCAGCGUCCUGCACACAGAGGCUUGCCAGGGCCUGAAGGCGUCCCCGUAUGUGGGGCUGGUGUUGGACAAGACCAGAGACUGGCCCGAGUCCCACAGUCUGGCCUUGUUUGCCACGUCGGUGUCCCCCAGUGACGGCCAGCCUGCCACCACCUUCCUGGGCAGUGUGGAGCUGCAGGAGGGCGAGGACACUGCUGGCCAGCUCCUGGACAUCCUGCAGACCUUCGGCGUGUCUGCCGCCAAGCUAGCCUGGCUCAGUGCAAGCCUCCCCGGUGACUGCCUCGGGGGGAGUGUGGGCCCGCAGCUCCGGGCCGCCUGCCCGCUGCUCACCGAGCUGCACUGCCUCCCCGGUCGGCCAGAUCCUGAGCCCCCUGCCUACCUAGGGGAAUACGAAAGUGUCCUGGAUGCCCUCUUCCGCCUCCAUGGUGGUCCCAGUUCCCACAUGGUCCCUGAGCUUCGGGCAGCCCUGGACCUUGCAGCCAUCGACUUGGCAGGACCACGGCCAGUGCCCUGGGCCUCCUCGCUGCCCGUCGUGGAAGCAGUGGCUGAGGCUUGGCCAUGCCUGGUGCCUGCACUGGAGGCCUCUGCCCCAGCCUCGCCCACAGCCAGGGCCCUGGCCCUCGCCCUGCGCCAGUUCACCUUCGUGGCCUUCACCCACCUGCUGCUGGACGCCCUGCCCUGCGUGCAGAAGCUCGCCCUUGCCCUGCAGCGGGAAGACCCACCCCUGGCCUUGCUGCAGCCCCUGGUGAUGGCGGCGGCGGCCUCCCUCCAGGCGCAGCGGAGCUCCGGGGGCGCGCGGCUCCAGGGCUUCCUGCGGGAGCUGGCGCCCUCCAGUCCCGGCCUGGGCGGUGAGCGCGGCGCCUACCGCGGCCUGGAGGUGGUGGGCUACUCCGCGGCUGCGCUCCGGGACUUGGAGCAGCUGCGGGGGGCCUUCCUGGACUCCAUGCAGAAGGGGCUGCGGGACGCCUACCCCGGGCCCUCGCUGGAGGCCGUGGCCGCCUUCUCCGCGAUCUUCGAUGCCCGCCGCUACCCGGAGACCCCGGAGGAGCUGGGCGCGCACGGCGAGCGGGCGCUGCGGUGGCUGCUGCGCGCCUUCGCCCCCGCGGUGGUGCGGCCGCGCGCGCUCGGCCACUUCACGCUCUUCAAGCGCGUGGUGCGCGGCCUCGGGCGGCCGGGCCCGCGCGCUCUGUGCGCCCGGCUGGCGUGCGCGCGCUCCGAGCUGCACGAGCUCUUCCCCGACUUCGCCGCCCUCGCUGGCCUGGCCUUGGCGAUGCCCGCGGGCGCCGGCCUCCUGGACAAGGUCGGCCGCAGCAGGGAGCUGCGCUGGUGGCGGGGGCAAAGCGGGGCCGCCGGGGAAGGCCGGGGCGACCCCGUGGUCAAGAUCGCCGUGGAUGGCCCCCCGCUGCACGAGUUUGACUUUGCACUGGCCGUGGAGGUCCUAGAGAGCGGGUGGGCCGAGGGGUUGCUGGGGUCGCAGCUCAUGUGAGGGCGGCCGCCUUCCCUCUCUACCCGGCCAGCCUGGGGCGCUGGGUACGCUGAGGGCCAAGCCAGCCUUGCCCAUGCUGCAUCCGGGCUGACUUACGGACUGCGGCCUUCCGUUUGCCUUCCCCGUGCUUCCUCUGCUCAACGCUGAGGACUCGCCCAGCCCUGUGGGCUGUGGGCUGUGGAGGAGGGACGGGUCCAGGGGUGCCUGGGCAAUGGGCAGAGAUGCUAGGGCCUGGGGCACCCUAACUCUUGCUCCUGACAAUUCUAGAGUUUGGUGAGGAGCAGCUCACCCUUUUUUCCCUUUGGAUUCAUCCCAAGUUUUGACCCUAAAACUGUUGGGGGAGGGGGUUCUUGUUUGGAGGCAGGAAGACUGGGGCUCUAGAAUGAAGGGAUUGGGGGAAAGAAGGAUGUGGUCCUUGCCUUUCUCAGCCCCACUCCUGGCAGCGCCCCUUCUCUCCAGAUCCCACCGGAGAGCAGACCACUGUCCUU
Messenger RNA from Pipistrellus kuhlii (Kuhl's pipistrelle), 4775 nucleotides. RefSeq names its product chromosome unknown C17orf113 homolog (gene CUNH17orf113). Bases 2251 to 4287 code for a protein of 678 amino acids. The transcript has 2 exons. Lineage: Eukaryota; Metazoa; Chordata; Mammalia; Chiroptera; Vespertilionidae. The record is from RefSeq and is a predicted model, not a curated record.